AUGUUCACGGAGGUGAACAUACUCAGUGACAGUGAGUUCGCACUUGCAUGGACGAAGUCUUCACGCAAGCUUCUCAUUUUUGUUACCAAUCAGACAGACAGGAUUGCAAAAAUGCGGGAGUCUUUGACCUCUAAUGGUCUGACAAGUCAAUUUUUGUCAUGCACUGCUGAUACGGGAACACGUGGUGUAAUUGCAGCCCUUAUUUACGAUCUCGACUGGAUUCGUGGACCACAUUUGCUUGUUGACGACAGAAAUGGUUGGCCGCUACGAUUAAUAGGCGAAAUAGACACAGAUUACACAGAAAAUGGAUGCAAAGUUGUACACCACAUCAACAUUGAGGUGAUGACCUCUUCGACAUCCACAACAAUCGAUUUAUCAAGAUUCUCUAGCCUGAUGAAAGCCUUACGAACAUUGGCAACUGUUGCUAAACUUCUAGUCAAAUGGGGAGGAAGAUUUAAUGUGAAGCAAAGUUUACAUAUAAUGAAAAAAAGAAGAAAAAAAGAAAAAAAAAAGCAGAAUUUGAAUCUGCAAAAGAAAUUUCUGCUCUGCUGCAAACCUGAGAUUGAGUGA
Necator americanus (New World hookworm) is the source of this 570-nucleotide messenger RNA. RefSeq lists its product as uncharacterized. The record is from RefSeq and is a predicted model, not a curated record. The transcript has a single exon. NCBI's taxonomy places the organism in Eukaryota, Metazoa, Nematoda, Chromadorea, Rhabditida, Ancylostomatidae. The coding region runs from base 1 to 570 and encodes 189 amino acids.